This is a messenger RNA of Suncus etruscus (white-toothed pygmy shrew), 1590 nucleotides long. RefSeq names its product Ras related GTP binding B (gene RRAGB). Gene Ontology annotation, molecular function: GTP binding; GTPase activity. Gene Ontology annotation, cellular component: Gtr1-Gtr2 GTPase complex; lysosome; nucleus. Lineage: Eukaryota; Metazoa; Chordata; Mammalia; Eulipotyphla; Soricidae. The record is from RefSeq and is a predicted model, not a curated record. Gene Ontology annotation, biological process: regulation of autophagy; positive regulation of TOR signaling; cellular response to starvation. Bases 69 to 1193 code for a protein of 374 amino acids. The transcript has 11 exons.
GAACAAGGGGGAAAAAAGCAGGAAGAGUACUGCGGAUUUAGGAUGGACCGGAAAGGACUUGUUGCAUAAUGGAAGAACCUGCCUCUGAGAAAAAGAUGGAGAAAGAGAAUUUGGGGCCAAGAAUGGAUCCUCCCUUAGGGGAACCGGAAAGAUCGCUUGGAUGGGUGCUACCAAACACAGCUAUGAAGAAAAAGGUACUAUUGAUGGGCAAAAGUGGAUCUGGUAAGACCAGCAUGAAGUCUAUUAUCUUUGCAAAUUAUAUUGCCAGAGACACACGACGACUUGGUUCAACAAUACUAGACCGUUUACAUAGUCUUCAAAUUAAUAGCAGUUUGAGCACCUACUCUCUCGUAGACUCUGUUGGAAGUACAAAGACAUUUGACAUAGAACAUUCUCAUGUUCGAUUUCUGGGUAACCUGGUAUUGAACCUGUGGGACUGUGGUGGACAGGACACCUUCAUGGAAAAUUACUUUACUAGCCAGAGAGAAAACAUCUUUCGAAAUGUGGAAGUUCUGAUUUAUGUCUUUGAUGUGGAAAGUCACGAACUGGAAAAAGACACACACUAUUACCAGUCAUGCCUGGAGGCCAUUCUGCAAAAUUCUCCAGAUGCCAAAAUCUUUUGUUUGGUGCACAAAAUGGAUCUGGUACAGGAGGAUCAAAGGGACCUGAUAUUUAAAGAGCGAGAAGAAGAUCUUAGGCGUUUGUCCCGCCCAUUGGAAUGUUCUUGUUUCCGAACAUCUAUCUGGGAUGAAACUCUCUAUAAGGCUUGGUCCAGCAUUGUUUAUCAGCUGAUUCCCAAUGUUCAGCAGCUGGAGAUGAACCUAAGAACUUUUGCUGAAAUUAUUGAGGCUGAUGAAGUGCUUCUAUUUGAGAGAGCUACUUUUCUGGUGAUUUCUCAUUAUCAGUGUAAAGAACAGCAUGAUGCUCACAGAUUUGAGAAAAUCAGCAACAUUAUUAAACAGUUCAAAUUGAGUUGCAGCAAAUUGGCUGCUUCCUUCCAGAGCAUGGAAGUCAGGAACUCUAAUUUUGCUGCUUUCAUUGACAUCUUUACAUCCAACACUUAUGUCAUGGUUGUGAUGUCUGAUCCAUCCAUUCCUUCUGCAGCUACUCUGAUCAAUAUCCGCAACGCCAGGAAACACUUUGAAAAGCUGGAAAGAGUGGAUGGACCAAAGCAGUGUCUUCUCAUGUGUUAAACAUUGUCAAAUGUUUCUGAAAAAAAAUCGAAAUACUGUUUCCUAGUCUUAAUGUUGUAUAUGUAUAUGUAGGCCCUGGAAAAUUGUGAUGCUUAAUAAUUCUGUAUUCCUUUCCUAUUUCCCAGUCUUUAAAGUUGAGUGCAGACUUAGAGGAUAAAUUGUUCAUAAAGUUGGUAUUACAUAAAGUAGUGAUAUGUAUAUGUUCUGACCACAAAGUUUUGAUAAAGUAAGUAUUCUGGUAUCUUGGUUCUAAUAGUUGCAUAUGCCAAAGCUUUUCCCAGUAUCUACUUAUGUUUCUUAUCAUAUAGAAACCUAUAUGAUUGUAAUAUUACUGUUUUAUUAAUAGCAUUAAAAUAUUCUUUAACAUCAGUUGUAAAUAAAUCGCUGCUGUAAGGGA